CGCAACCCAACCUUUUCCCAUAGCGGUGGACCGGAACUGACAGCAGCUCCGUACAGUACAGAGAACAGACGCGCAAAGGCGUUGCUCAGCAACGCGUUCAGACGUUUCCAGGUCUGAGUUCCAAAGGACAUGGAAGUUAGCACAGAGGGAUUAAAAGAGGACCUGUCACUUUUCAAACAUAUGCAUAUACUGUUUGCAAUUCGAUUAAACAGACCAGCAGUUAAGAGAGAGAUUUUAAAGUUGUACAUAACCUUAUUUAUUCUUACUUCGAAAAUAGCCUGACUGGAAAGCGCCAUUUUGAAUAAAGAGCAGUAAAAUCUUCCGUCCUCGCUCCUCUGAGGCUGAAAUCCCGCGCAUGCGCACUGACCAGAAGAUCCUUAUCAGGAAGAAAGGAGCAGAGCAAGUAAAAGCAUCUUGCGCCGUCUUCUACAUUCCAAAGCAUCGCUGCUCUACUUCCGCAUUCCCCAAGAAUUACAAGAAUCCAAAGACACUGUUUAUCUUGGCUGUCGGGGGAAGGUCCGCUUCUGCCAGACAACUGCUUUAUUGUUCGCUUCUUCUGUGCAUCGUUCAGGAUACAGAGACCAUGGAAUGUGUGGAACCUUCUACAUCAUCUGAUAUUCCACUCUCAAGAGAAGGAAAGAUGGCUUACAUUGAUGCUCAGCUAAGGGCUAAGCAUGGGGAUGGUAAAGAUGAACCAUGCUUCCCUCAAAAUCCUAGGAGGUUAGCUUCAGAUCAGAAUUCUGAAAACUCUGCAGUGCAACCCUCCCCUAGAAUUGGCAACACUGACUGGUGCAUAUGUGACAACUGUGUGGCAAUGCCAACCGAUCUUGAAUCAAAGUGCUGCAAAGAAAUCGACAAUAUUAUUAAUGUCACGGAUGAGGAAUUUUCAUGCAUUUUACAACAUCCUUUUUUUUAUGAUUAUUGCCAACACAGAGAAAGGAUAGAAAUAAACCUAAAAAUGAUCGGUCAGCAAAGGCAUCCACCUAAUGUCCGAGACCUUAACCGAUUACUACGGAAAACAGCAUACAAAGGUUUUUCAGCCUGGAUUCAUGGGUAUCUAGGAAAAGGAGUUCGGAGACCUAUUCCGUCCUGUGCUGUAAAGGUCAUCAGGGACAAAUUCCCAGAUCCUGAGGAAUUAUAUAUGGGAUUCCGACAACACCAGGAUUACCCUGCUGAAUAUAUGGCCCUUGAUUAAAUAUUUUGAAAUCAAAUGUGUUUUGCAACCUUAUAUUACUUGUUGACCAGUUAUAUUACAAUAUAAAAAAUAACAUACAUA
This is a messenger RNA of Xenopus laevis (African clawed frog), 1276 nucleotides long. RefSeq lists its product as uncharacterized. The coding region runs from base 356 to 1195 and encodes 279 amino acids. The transcript has 4 exons. NCBI's taxonomy places the organism in Eukaryota, Metazoa, Chordata, Amphibia, Anura, Pipidae. The record is from RefSeq and is a predicted model, not a curated record.